Messenger RNA from Fragaria vesca subsp. vesca, 885 nucleotides. Its product is annotated as polyubiquitin-like. Gene Ontology annotation, cellular component: cytoplasm; nucleus. Bases 1 to 885 code for a protein of 294 amino acids. Lineage: Eukaryota; Viridiplantae; Streptophyta; Magnoliopsida; Rosales; Rosaceae. The record is from RefSeq and is a predicted model, not a curated record. The transcript has 6 exons. Gene Ontology annotation, molecular function: protein tag activity; ubiquitin protein ligase binding. Gene Ontology annotation, biological process: protein ubiquitination; modification-dependent protein catabolic process.
AUGGUGUCCUGCUUUGGUUGUGAGUCUAAUGCUGAGAAAGACUCUAGACUAGAAGAGAACCCCAAGGUUGAGCUAACUCGACUUUCUAUUCUUGAGAAGCUAUACCUUGAUAACAAGAAGUUGUCACUUUUGCGUUCUGAACUUGGUGAAUCAAGAAGCUUAAAAGGUCUCAAUGCUGACCACAACAUGCUGGUUGCGGUACCUGUGGAACUGCCACAGUGUACAUGUGUGGGAUUAAUGGAGCUUUCUCUGGAACAAAACAAGCUUAUUCAGCGUCCGCCUGAUUUCAGGGAAAUGGCUGGGCUGCAAGUACUUGUGCCUCUUAAAUUUCUUCCUGAAAUCUUGCCCCUGCAAAAUGAUAAAUCUCUCGUACAUGUCGGGAUUGUGGCAGAUGACAACUUGCGACCAGUGAAUGUGCAGACAGAGAUGAAAAUUUUGUUGAAUACCCUUGCUGGCAAGACUAUCGACCUGGAGGUGGAGUCUGGUGACACCAUUGACAACGUUAAGGCCAUGAUCCAGCACAAGGAAGGCAUUCCCCCAUACCAGCAGUGUCUGAUCUUUGCUGGCAAGCAACUUGAGGAUGGUGGAACUCGAACACUUGCUUCCUACAACAACCAGAAUGAGUCCACCCUUUACUUGGUCCUUUGCCUACGUGGUGGUAUGCAGAUCUUUGUCAAGACUCUGGAUGGAGAUACCAUCAACCUUGAGGUCAAGAGACCAGACACCAUUGCCAAUGUCAAAGCUAAGAUCCAGGACAAGGAGGGUAUCCAAGUACUACAACAACAGCAGAAGCUUAUCUUUGCUCGCAAUGGUCAGCAGCUUGAAGAUGGCUACACCCUUGCUGAUUACAACAUUCAGGAGUCCACUCUCCAUUUGCUUAAUUAG